AAUAUCUUUCAUCUCAAUUAUGAAAGGCAUAUCAAGCAGCCGUAGCCAUCAUCAUGGGGUUGUUUGUGAUUCAGUAUGUGAAACCUUGCCUCAUCACACAGACAGAAAGCCAUAUUUGAUGAAUCCAGUAGAUCCUCAUCCUGCGGAUCAUCCCUACUAUGCUCAAAGGAACUCCUAUCCAGUAGAAUGCAUGAUGCCCUAUGGGGAUCAGAUUGCUAGUAGUACUUUUCCAAGGAGACAUUACAGUUCUCACCAUGAGCUUAAGGAUGAGUGUGCGCUAGUUCCCCAUGGAACAGUGGGUAAAGGUAACCGCCUUCCUACCAACCUCUUGGACCAAUUUGAAAGACAAAUACCUGUCAAUCGAGAUGGCUACCAUACUUUGCAAUAUAAAAGGAGUGCCGUGGAACAUCGGGGUGACAGUCCUGGUAGAAUACGUCACUUAGUUCACUCUGUUCAGAAACUCUUUACAAAAUCCCAUUCUCUUGAAGGACCAAUGAAGGGAAAUACCAAUGGAAGCAAAGCCAGCCCCGAUGAAAUGCAAACCGUAAGAUAUGGCAAACGGAGUAAAAGCAAAGAAAGAAGAGCUGAGAUGAAGCCAAGAACAAACAUUUCCGGGUGGUGGGGAUCACAGGAUAAUCUAGACAAUGAUGUUUGCAUGUACCAUACACCCUCUACAGUCAUGACUAUGGGUAGAUGCCCGGAUCGUUCUGCAUCUCAGUAUUUUAUGGAGGCUUACAAUACAAUUAGUGAACAUGCGUUAAAGUCAUCGAGAAGCAAUAAUGAUGUGAAAUGCAACACUUGUACAACAAAUUUACCUGUGAGUUUACCUGUAAGUUUGGACAGUCAGAUGUUGAAGAAAAGCUCUUGGGCAUCUACGCUCACAGUAAGCCGGGCCCGAGAGGUAUAUCAGAAACCUACAAUAAACAUGGAGCAGGCAAUGGUAAAGUCUGAGUUAUGCCAACCGGAGAGGACAUAUCAGUAUCUACAGGUUCCCCAGGAUGAAUGGAGUGGAUAUGCCCCCACAAGUAAAGAUGAGGAGAUUCCGUGUCGACGAAUGCGCAGUGGCAGCUACAUUAAAGCCAUGGGAGAUGAUGACAGCGGAGACUCCGACACAAACAGCCCAAAGCCAUCUCCAAAGAUUGCAGCACGGAGAGAGAGCUAUCUUAAGGCGACCCAGCCAUCACUCACAGAACUCACCACUCUCAAAAUUUCAAAUGAACAUUCUCCAAAGCUCCAGAUCCGUAGCCACAGUUACUUGAGAGCAGUGAGUGAAGUUUCUAUCAACAGGAGCAUGGACACCCUAGACCCAUCAACCCUUCUCACAUCUCCUAAAUUUCGCUCUAGAAAUGAGAGCUACAUGAGAGCCAUGAGCACAAUCAGCCAGGUUAGUGAAAUGGAAGUCAAUGGUCAGUUUGAAUCAGUCUGUGAAUCUGUAUUUAGUGAACUAGAAUCUCAGGCAGUAGAGGCUCUGGAUCUUCCAAUGCCUGGUUGUUUUCGAAUGAGAAGCCACAGCUAUGUUAGAGCAAUCGAAAAAGGAUGUUCUCAAGACGAUGACAGUGUAAUACUCCGACCAUCAUCACCUCCUCGCACAACUACUACAGUAAGGACAAUCCAGAACAGCACUGUAUCUUCAUGUAUCACCACAUAUAAAAAGACACCUCCUCCGGUACCACCCAGGAAAACAACAAAACCUUUCAUCUCCAUCACAGCUCAGAGUAGUACCGAAUCUGCCCAAGAUGCCUACAUGGAUGGACAUGGACAAAGGGGGGAUAUGAUUAGUCAGUCAGGGCUCAGUAAUUCCACUGAGAGCCUGGACAGUAUGAAAGCACUUACUGCUGCUAUUGAAGCUGCCAAUGCUCAGAUCCAUGGCCCAGCCAGCCAACACAUGGACAACGCCAUGACAGUAAACUCUACAUCAACCGUUUCCACCAUCACUGCAGAAGACAGGAAAAAGCAUCAAUUCAGGAAAAACCUAUCCAUUGGUAUACAGGUUGAUCGGCCAGAAGAAGUCGCUAAUGCAGAGCAGAGAGAAGCAGCCUACCGAUACCAAUCGGUGGGAAUUCAAGUCGAAGAAGAAAGAGCGUUGCGCAGACUGACCCGAUCGAACAGUGUUACUGCUGCUGUGCAAGCAGAUCUGGACCUCAGGGAGCAUUUUGAAUGUCCAGUGGAACUGGCUGAACAGGAAUUUCAAUAUAGUCGGCCACUGAUCAAGCAGUAUUCCCGAGAUGCUUGUACCUCCACAGUCAGCAUCCAGGGCUCAGGCAAUCAUUACCACGCCUGUGCGGUGGAGGAGGACUUUGAUGCUGAUUUUGAUCCUUCCAUACUACCUCCCCCAGACCCCUGGAUUGAUUCCAUAACAGAAGACCCAUUGGAAGCAGUUCAUAGGUCGGUUUGUCACAGAGAUGGACAUUGGUUUCUAAAGCUUCUGCAGGCAGAAAAAGACAGGAUGGAGGGAUGGUGCCAACAAAUGGAAAGCGAAGAGCAUGAAAAUCAUCUGCCUGAUCCUAUCUUAGAGAAGAUUCGCAGUGCGGUCGGCUGUGCCCAGCUCCUGAUGUCACAGAAAUUCUACCAGUUCAGAGAGCUGUGUGAGGAAAACCUGAAUCCCAAUGCUCACCCCAGGCCAACAUCUCAGGAUUUAGCAGGGUUCUGGGACAUGUUGCAACUGUCCAUAGAAAAUAUUAGUAUGAAAUUCGAUGAACUUCAUCAGCUAAAAGCCAACAACUGGAAACAGAUGGAUUCCAUUGAUAAAAAGGAGAGAAGGGCCCCUCCUCCCGUGCCAAAGAAGCCAUCGAAAGGUCAGGCCCCACUGGUCCGGGACAGAUCUCUGGAAAGUACAGAGAGACAGCGGCACGAGGCGCGGAAGCGGCUGAUGUCUGCAAAGCGUGCUGCAUCUGUGCGGCAGAAUUCAGCUACCGAAAGUGCGGACAGUAUUGAGAUCUACAUCCCAGAGGCUCAAACCAGGCUAUGA
This is a messenger RNA of Nanorana parkeri, 2968 nucleotides long. RefSeq names its product DLG associated protein 1 (gene DLGAP1). Gene Ontology annotation, molecular function: molecular adaptor activity. Gene Ontology annotation, biological process: signaling. Lineage: Eukaryota; Metazoa; Chordata; Amphibia; Anura; Dicroglossidae. The record is from RefSeq and is a predicted model, not a curated record. Bases 20 to 2968 code for a protein of 982 amino acids. Gene Ontology annotation, cellular component: postsynaptic specialization; glutamatergic synapse. The transcript is spliced from 10 exons.